Molecule: messenger RNA, 3045 nt
Organism: Catharus ustulatus (Swainson's thrush)
Lineage: Eukaryota; Metazoa; Chordata; Aves; Passeriformes; Turdidae
Gene: SLC38A4
Product: solute carrier family 38 member 4
Exons: 16
Coding region: 205-1851 (548 amino acids)
Biological process (GO): amino acid transmembrane transport
Molecular function (GO): amino acid transmembrane transporter activity
Source: RefSeq, a predicted model, not a curated record
GUUGCAUAUGAGUAAACUUUUUCUUACAGGUGCAAAUCCUAAAAGAUAUAACCUGACGAGCAAGUGAGGAAAGGAACCUGCUCAACUCAAAGAACAGAGUGUUCUGGCAGUCCCUGCAUGAUAGAGAGGGCCUGCAAGCAGACGGCACAGAGCUGUUUACCCUGAGGAAGCGAGUGUGUGUGCUGGAAAGCGCUGACCCUUCUAAUGGAUCGCAUGGAGCUGCAAAAAGUCAACAUUGAUCCUGAUGACCAGAGCAACAGCGGGGAAAGCCUCGAAGACAACUACACAGAGCAGACUGAUUCCGGAAAGGCUGCAAUCGGGAGUCCCUUUGCUAGUGAUGAUGCAGAAAGUCAGAAGUUCCUUACAAAUGGAUAUCUGGAUAAAAAGAAAUUAGAAGACUAUAAUGAAGAAUGUCACAGGGGUAGAACUUCCUUUGGAAUGUCCUCGUUCAACCUCAGCAAUGCCAUUAUGGGCAGCGGCAUCUUAGGGCUCUCCUACGCCAUGGCCAACACAGGAAUUAUCCUUUUCAUAGUUUUGCUGCUCAGCGUAGCAAUAUUGUCACUCUACUCAGUCCACCUUUUACUGAAGAUAUCAAAAGAAGGAGGAUCAUUAAUAUAUGAAAAACUGGGAGCGAAGGCAUUUGGCUGGCCAGGGAAGUGCAGUGUUUUCAUUGCAGUCACAAUGCAGAAUAUUGGAGCAAUGUCAAGCUACCUCUUUAUUAUUAAAUAUGAACUUCCUGAAGUCAUCAGAGCAUUUAUGAAUCUUGAGGAGAAUUCUGGAGAAUGGUACAUUAAUGGGAACUACCUCGUCAUACUUGUAACAGUUGUGGUUAUUCUUCCCCUCUCCCUUCUAAAAACUUUAGGUUAUCUUGGUUAUACGAGUGGGUUUUCGCUGACCUGUAUGGUUUUCUUUGUCAGUGUGGUGAUCUUCAAGAAAUCCCAGAUACCCUGUCCUCUUCCCAUCAUGGACCACGGAGUUGAAAACUGGACCACCACCAAUAACACAGUGCCAAUGCACCUGGUCAUGUUAUCAAAUGAGUCACUUGGUUCUGGUGUGAAUUUCAUGAUGGACAACACAGCUGGGCACUUCCCAGGCCUUGAGGAGCCAAAAGAUACGUCCCCGAAAAGUGGUGUAGAAUACGAAGCACACAGCGACAAUAGUGACAAGUGCCAGCCAAAAUACUUUGUGUUCAACUCACGGACUGCCUAUGCAAUACCCAUCCUGGCAUUUGCAUUCGUAUGCCACCCUGAGGUGCUACCAAUAUACAGUGAACUCAAAGAUCGCUCCCGAAAGCGGAUGCAGAAUGUCUCAAAUAUCUCCAUCACUGGCAUGCUCAUCAUGUAUCUUCUGGCUGCCCUCUUUGGAUACCUUACCUUCUAUGGAGAAGUUGAAGAUGAGCUACUUCAUACAUACACUAAAGUGUACACCUUUGACAGCCUUUUGCUGUCAGUUCGCCUGGCGGUACUGGUGGCUGUAACCCUGACUGUGCCCCUUGUCCUUUUCCCUAUCCGUUCAUCUAUCAGUGCAUUGCUGUUUCCCAAAAGGCCAUUCAGCUGGAUAAGACAUUUCCUGAUUGCAGCAGUAAUUUUGGCUUUUAAUAAUCUGCUUGUCAUUUUUGUCCCAACUAUUAAAGACAUUUUUGGAUUUAUAGGAGCCUCUUCGGCUACAAUGUUGAUUUUCAUCCUCCCUGGUGCCUUCUACCUGCGAAUUGUUAAGAAGGAACCCAUGAGGUCUCCCCAGAAGAUUGGGGCUCUAAUUUUCCUCAUAGUUGGCAUAAUCUUCAUGGUUGUGAGUAUGACUCUUAUUGUAAUGGACUGGAUUUACAAUCCCCCAAGUUCAAGACAUCAUUAACCUGUGAAGACAACCAAGUGCUUUUUAUAAUAUAUAAAUAUUCAUAUUGUGUGCUCUGAAGAACAUCUAAAUGGGAUUGUUCCUAGCUAGUAACUGCAAUACUUUGAAGACAGUUUCUGGUAAGGUUACAAGAACCCAAUGGAGUCUAUAUGAUCCUUGUCAAUAAGGAUUGUUAUUUAUGCAUUAGGAAUCUGAGCUUAGCAUUUCUGGCCAGGUGAAAUGAAAAGUGUGGUGUGAAAGCUUUGUAUUUUCAAAACCAAAAUAACUUUGUACAUAGUCCUCAAAAAUAGUUUGGUGUCACCCCUUUCAAAAUCUCCCGUGAUAGUAACCACAGUUCCUAGAGCCUUGGAGAGGUAAUGGCCAGAAAACCAGCCAGUGCCUUGUUUUUGAUUUGAAGAUUGUGAGAGUGGCUGCCCAGGUCCAAGAGAAAGGGUAUGAUUUCUGGAGGGGAUCUGGAAGGUGAUUCCUCCCUGCCUGAUAGGCUGACCUGCCUAUCAGAAAGACAACAGCUUUGACAAGCCAGUAGAAAAAGCUGAGUGUUAGAUUUGUUGCCCAGAUUCGCUGCUCAGCUGUUGUACAGAAUAAAGCUCUCUGACACAUUCUCUGUUUGGGCAUGUGCUUGAAGAACAGUAGAGUAUUGUCAUUUUGUUUUUAAAGAUGCCUGUGCUGGAAAUAUCAGUCAAUUCUGCUGUAGGAUUUUUUGUUCUUUAAUUUUUAAUUAUUGUGUGAGCUUACACCACUGAACAAGUUGUAUCCUUCAUAAAAACUUGUCUUCCACUCACAGGAAUUUAAGGAGACCACAAGGUGUGACAAAGCACCCUAUCCAGUAUUGUUCAGCACUUGCGUAUUUGAUAAAUGUUCAGUGCAGGAAACUGUAAUUUGCUAUAUAUAAAAAUGUAUGUAUUUAUGUACAUAAUUUUUUGUUUUCCUCUAGUCAUAAAAAUGUUACCCUGUGGUAUAUGAUUUUUGAUUUUUUUUUUUUAUGUGUCACUCUGUUUUCGUAACCACACACUUAAUAUUGUUUUGAAGGAAAUAUAUUGAAUUGGUGAAUUUGUAAAAGGUUCAUUUUAUUUCACCAGUCGUUGAAACAUACCUGUAGCAAGCACUAACUGCUACCUGUGUAAAAACACAUUCAUAUGUUUACUAGUUACGUUAUAAUAAAUUUCAAGAUGUUUUCCUCUUGAGAAUUUUUAA